UCCUCUCUACUAAUGUACUGUCAUCUGUAGUGUUGGAGUCCUCUCUAAUGUACUGUCAUCUGUAGUGUGUUGGAGUCCUCUCUAAUGUACUGUCAUCUGUAGUGUGUUGUAGUCCUCUCUACUAAUGUACUGUCAUCUGUAGUGUGUUGGAGUCCUCUCUAAUGUACUGUCAUCUGUAGUGUGUUGUAGUCCUCUCUACUAAUGUACUGUCAUCUGUAGUGUGUUGGAGUCCUCUCUACUAAUGUACUGUCAUCUGUAGUGUGUUGUAGUCCUCUCUACUAAUGUACUGUCAUCUGUAGUGUGUUGUAGUCCUCUCUACUAAUGUACUGUCAUCUGUAGUGUGUUGGAGUCCUCUCUACUAAUGUACUGUCAUCUGUAGUGUGUUGGAGUCCUCUCUAAUGUACUGUCAUCUGUAGUGUGUUGGAGUCCUCUCUACUAAUGUACUGUCAUCUGUAGUGUGUUGUAGUCCUCUCUACUAAUGUACUGUCAUCUGUAGUGUGUUGGAGUCCUCUCUAAUGUACUGUCAUCUGUAGUGUGUUGGAGUCCUCUCUACUAAUGUACUGUCAUCUGUAGUGUUGGAGUCCUCUCUAAUGUACUGUCAUCUGUAGUGUGUUGGAGUCCUCUCUACUAAUGUACUGUCAUCUGUAGUGUUGGAGUCCUCUCUAAUGUACUGUCAUCUGUAGUGUGUUGGAGUCCUCUCUACUAAUGUACUGUCAUCUGUAGUGUGUUGUAGUCCUCUCUACUAAUGUACUGUCAUCUGCAGUGUGUUGGAGUCCUCUCUAAUGUACUGUCAUCUGUAGUGUGUUGGAGUCCUCUCUAAUGUACUGUCAUCUGUAGUGUGUUGGAGUCCUCUCUACUAAUGUACUGUCAUCUGUAGUGUGUUGGAGUCCUCUCUACUAAUGUACUGUCAUCUGUAGUGUGUUGUAGUCCUCUCUACUAAUGUACUGUCAUCUGUAGUGUGUUGGAGUCCUCUCUAAUGUACUGUCAUCUGUAGUGUGUUGGAGUCCUCUCUACUAAUGUACUGUCAUCUGUAGUGUGUUGUAGUCCUCUCUACUAAUGUACUGUCAUCUGUAGUGUGUUGGAGUCCUCUCUACUAAUGUACUGUCAUCUGUAGUGUGUUGGAGUCCUCUCUAAUGUACUGUCAUCUGUAGUGUGUUGGAGUCCUCUCUACUAAUGUACUGUCAUCUGUAGUGUUGGAGUCCUCUCUACUAAUGUACUGUCAUCUGUAGUGUGUUGGAGUCCUCUCUAAUGUACUGUCAUCUGUAGUGUGUUGGAGUCCUCUCUACUAAUGUACUGUCAUCUGUAGUGUUGGAGUCCUCUCUAAUGUACUGUCAUCUGUAGUGUGUUGGAGUCCUCUCUACUAAUGUACUGUCAUCUGUAGUGUGUUGUAGUCCUCUCUACUAAUGUACUGUCAUCUGUAGUGUUGGAGUCCUCUCUAAUGUACUGUCAUCUGUAGUGUUGGAGACCUCUCUAAUGUACUGUCAUCUGUAGUGUGUUGGAGUGCAUUUGAAUGACAAAUCAUCAAUAUUGAAUCUCUGUAUCUCUUUUCUCUGCAGGCUGAUGUGAGGGGACGAUGAUGAGGACAGGCCAUGGUGAGGUGUGACUCAGGACCCAGCGCUGGGGAGGGCACCUGGAACAUUGAUGGACUCUGGAUAUAGAGGUCAGAUGGUGUUCUGAACGAGACAUGGGUAGCUACUGUAGCUGUCCUGACAAAGACUUCCCUGAUAAGCAUCAGAGCAAAUUCAAGGUGAUAAAUGUGGAUGACGAUGGUAAUGAGUUGGGCUCAGGCUUGAUGGAGCUGACAGAGGAGGAGCUUAUCCUCCACACCAGGAAACGUGACACCGUCAAGUGGCCUUACCUCUGUCUGCGUCGCUACGGUUACGACUCCAACCUCUUCUCCUUCGAGAGCGGGCGACGAUGCCAGACUGGACAGGGUAUCUUUGCCUUCAAGUGUGUGAGGGCAGAGGAGAUGUUCAACGUGCUGCAGGACAUCAUGCACAACAACAGCAUCAGUGUAGUGGAGGAGCAGGUGGUGGAGCUCAACCCUAUAGAGACUACUGAGAUGUCCCGCAAACCACACACUGCUGCUGCUGGCUACUCUGUACCCACGUUACCGAACGGUAUAGGACGCUACCCGUCGUUUGGUGAGGCCUCGUCGCGCCCUUCUAGCCGACACCCGUCUGUAGGCAGCGCCAGGCUGCCCUCAGUGGGAGAGGAGUCAUCACACCCCCUCCUGGUCUCAGACCAGUCGGUCCACACCUACGUAAACACUCCUGGGAUACAGGAUGACCGGCGCACUCGCCCCAGCAGCCACACCCUCUUGGAACUGCGGCUGUCCAAUCCGGAGACGACCUCCUCGCUAGCCACCGCCCCUCCGUCUCCCACGGAGACAGACAUGGAUACGGAGCAUCAGGUGCUGCUGGAGCCAGAAGGGGUUAAAUUCAUCCUGGGUCCCACCCCGGCUCAGAGGAGGCAGAAGCAGAACCCUGGGGAUGAGGACAGGGAGGCUGGGUCCACACGUUCUGGGGAUGAGGACAGGGAGGCUGGGUCCAGACGUUCUGGGGAUGAGGACAGGGAGGCUGAGUCCAGACGUUCUGGGGAUGAGGACAGGGAGGCUGAGUCCAGACGUUCUGGGGAUGGAGAGAUGGUGCUUGGGGUGUCUGGGUCCAGACGUUCUGGGGAUGGAGAGAUGGAGCUUGGGGUGUCUGGGUCUAACGAUGAGCCCAGCUCGACAGCUUCCUCUGGGGGUCUGAACGGGAACGACUGUGUGGCGGGCGCCACCCUGGGUCUCCAGGCAGGAGACUGUGAUACGGGCUAUGACAGUGAUGAACGCAAAGACGGGCCCCCUCCCCCUCUUCCUCCGAACCCAAACCCUCCACCUCUCCCAGGGCCCAAACCCAGCACCAUCUCCACCUAUGAGCACCACAACGGCAACACCAGCCAUCCUUAUGUUUCCACCCCUGUUCCAGCCCCCAACCCCCGGCGUAACCGCCCCGCCAUCCCCCUCCCUGACUCCUCCCACAAUGCCAACAACUCCGCCCAGCGGCGCACGGCGCUCCUUAACUACGAGAACCUCCCGGCGCUGCCGCCGGUGUGGGAGACCGCCAGGCGCUUCUCCGAGGGAGACGAGGAGGACGAAGAGGAGGUGUAUCACGGAUAUGGACCAAAGACGCCCUCCCUUAACGGCUACCACAACCACCACCACCAUCCUCACCACCAUCAUCAUCACCUUCAUCACCACGGUCUGGGUCUGGACCCCAUGCACAACUACGUCAACACAGAGAAUGUAAAUGUCUCGCUCAGCGCCAAACUGGACUCUGCGCGGAUCCUUCCGCGGGGGCGGGACUCUAGCGGCGUCUGUUUGACCCCCACCGUCUUUAACUUUGACUUCCGGUCGGGGCGAUUGGCGGGUGGACCGUGUGGGUUGGGGUUGGAUCCCCUGAGGCAGCUGAACUACAUUGAGUUGGAGAUGGAGAAGGGUUCGGACUCCAGUGGGCCGCAGACACCCAAGACCCCCACCACCCCCUGUGGCCUCGGCCUGGGCAGUCUCCUCCUCCCCCCCUCCACCCCCACGCGGAGGACCGAACUGUACGCCAUGAUCGACAUGGAGCGCACGGCGGCCAUGUCGAGCCUUCAGAAAGCACUGCCCCGUGACGACGGUACCUCUAGGAAAACCAGACACAACAGUACUGACCUUCCUAUGUGAACUUCACCACGCCCUACCAUACCUAGCCUACCAAGCACUGACCGCAAAUGGAACCCUAUUCCCUAUAUAGUGCACUACUAUACACCAGAACCCUAUUCCCUAUAUAGUGCACUACUAUAGACCAGAACCCUAUUCCCUAUAUAGUGCACUACUUUAGACCAGCACUAUUCAUAAAGUGCCUGAGAGUAGGAGUGCUGAUCUUAGAUCAGUUUGACCUUUUUAGACAAUAAGGAAUCCGAUGACCUGGACAGGGGGGGACGGGGGGGUGGAUCUGAUCCUAGAUCAGCCCUUCUACUCUGAGAACCCAGGGCCCAGAGGGUUCUGGUCAAAAUGAGUGCAUAACGACCCAGGGCCCAGAGGAUUCUGGUCAAAAUGUGUACAUAACGACCCAGGGCCCAGAGGAUUCUGGUCAAAAUGAGUACAUAACGACCCAGGGCCCAGAGGGUUCUGGUCAAAAUGAGUGCAUAACGACCCAGGGCCCAGAGGAUUCUGGUCAAAAUGUGUACAUAACGACCCAGGGCCCAGAGGAUUCUGGUCAAAAUGAGUACAUAACGACCCAGGGCCCAGAGGGUUCUGGUCAAAAUGAGUGCAUAACGACCCAGGGCCCAGAGGGUUCUGGUCAAAAUGAGUACAUAACGACCCAGGGCCCAGAGGGUUCUGGUCAAAAUGAGUACAUAACGACCCAGGGCCCAGAGGAUUCUGGUCAAAAUGAGUACAUAACGACCCAGGGCCCAGAGGAUUCUGGUCAAAAUGAGUACAUAACGACCCAGGGCCCAGAGGGUUCUGGUCAAAAUGAGUACAUAACGACCCAGGGCCCAGAGGGUUCUGGUCAAAAUGAGUACAUAACGACCCAGGGCCCAGAUGGUUCUGGUCAAAAUGAGUACAUAACGACCCAGGGCCCAGAGGGUUCUGGUCAAAAUGAGUACAUAACGACCCAGGGCCCAGAGGGUUCUGGUCAAAAUGAGUGCACUACAUAGGGAAUAGUGAUCCAUUUGGGACAGAACCACUGUCGGGUUCUUCAGUUGCACCUUGACCUGUGACCCUUGUUGUUGUUGUCAUACUUUGUUUUACCUCCAAACUGAAGAAAAAAACACAACAUUUGAAGACAGAAGGGCUGCAGAUUUGUUGCAAUAAAUAAAAAAUAAAAAAAGAUUUUAAAAUGUCUUAUUCCUUCACAAGGAGUUACACUGUGUCCUGAUAGUAACCUGGUCCCAGACCUGUUUGUGCCAGUCUGUGUCAUGACAAGGAGUUACACUGUGUCCUGAUAGUAACCUGGUCCCAGACCUGUUUGUGCCAGUCUGUGUCAUGACAAGGAGUUACACUGUGUCCUGGUAGUAACCUGGUCCCAGACCUGUUUGUGCCAGUCUGUGUCAUGACAAGGAGUUACACUGUGUCCUGAUAGUAACCUGGUCCCAGACCUGUUUGUGCCAGUCUGUGUCAUGACAAGGAGUGGCAUGAUGGCACAAGCAGACUGGUACCCAGGCUAUACUGAAAGGGGACUGAUGGUACCAGGUACACACCAAUAUAACACUAUUUGAUUCCUGAGGUCAUUUGAUACCUAAUUAAAAAAGGGAGUGAAACACCUUGACUUCUAGCCUGGUCCCAGAUCAGUCUGUGCUCUUGUCUACUCCUUCGCUGUCAAUUGUCAAGCCAAACAAAUGAGUGACAGGGCGUUGGCAUGACGGCACAAACAGACUGGUACCCAGGCUACCUGUUAUUCCGAGUGCCUGUGUAAGUUUAGCUUGCAGGUGAUGUGCCAAACAGAGAGGUCUCUUUGAAUGACGGACCUCCUCACCAAUCUCUCUCUCGGUACCAAUCUUUUAUAGUGCCGAUCAUGAACUGAAAUGAUGUUAAAGUCAACACUCGUGUCGCUAUUUGAAGGUGACUUCCUUGUUGCCCUAAUGGCUGUGGACUCCAAUGGUGUGUAAUGUUAGUGGGCCUACCAGGGUUGGGCUCAAUUCCAUUUAAAUACUCCAAUGGUGUGUAAUGUUAGUGGGCCUACCAGGGUUGGGCUCAAUUCCAUUUAAAUACUCCAAUGGUGUGUAAUGUUAGUGGGCCUACCAGGGUUGGGCUCAAUUCCAUUUAAAUACUCCAAUGGUGUGUAAUGUUAGUGGGCCUACCAGGGUUGGGCUCAAUUCCAUUUAAAUACUCCAAUGGUGUGUAAUGUUAGUGGGCCUACCAGGGUUGGGCUCAAUUCCAUUUAAAUACUCCAAUGGUGUGUAAUGUUAGUGGGCCUACCAGGGUUGGGCUCAAUUCCAUUUAAAUACUCCAAUGGUGUGUAAUGUUAGUGGGCCUACCAGGGUUGGGCUCAAUUCCAUUUAAAUACUCCAAUGGUGUGUAAUGUUAGUGGGCCUACCAGGGUUGGGCUCAAUUCCAUUUAAAUACUCCAAUGGUGUGUAAUGUUAGUGGGCCUACCAGGGUUGGGCUCAAUUCCAUUUAAAUACUCCAAUGGUGUGUAAUGUUAGUGGGCCUACCAGGGUUGGGCUCAAUUCCAUUUAAAUACUCCAAUGGUGUGUAAUGUUAGUGGGCCUACCAGGGUUGGGCUCAAUUCCAUUUAAAUACUCCAAUGGUGUGUAAUGUUAGUGGGCCUACCAGGGUUGGGCUCAAUUCCAUUUAAAUACUCCAAUGGUGUGUAAUGUUAGAGGGCCUACCAGGGUUGGGCUCAAUUCCAUUUAAAUACUCCAAUGGUGUGUAAUGUUAGAGGGCCUACCAGGGUUGGGCUCAAUUCCAUUUAAAUACUCCAAUGGUGUGUAAUGUUAGUGGGCCUACCAGGGUUGGGCUCAAUUCCAUUUAAAUACUCCAAUGGUGUGUAAUGUUAGAGGGCCUACCAGGGUUGGGCUCAAUUCCAUUUAAAUACUCCAAUGGUGUGUAAUGUUAGAGGGCCUACCAGGGUUGGGCUCAAUUCCAUUUAAAUACUCCAAUGGUGUGUAAUGUUAGUGGGCCUACCAGGGUUGGGCUCAAUUCCAUUUAAAUACUCCAAUGGUGUGUAAUGUUAGAGGGCCUACCAGGGUUGGGCUCAAUUCCAUUUAAAUACUCCAAUGGUGUGUAAUGUUAGUGGGCCUACCAGGGUUGGGCUCAAUUCCAUUUAAAUACUCCAAUGGUGUGUAAUGUUAGAGGGCCUACCAGGGUUGGGCUCAAUUCCAUUUAAAUACUCCAAUGGUGUGUAAUGUUAGAGGGCCUACCAGGGUUGGGCUCAAUUCCAUUUAAAUACUCCAAUGGUGUGUAAUGUUAGUGGGCCUACCAGGGUUGGGCUCAAUUCCAUUUAAAUACUCCAAUGGUGUGUAAUGUUAGAGGGCCUACCAGGGUUGGGCUCAAUUCCAUUUAAAUACUCCAAUGGUGUGUAAUGUUAGAGGGCCUACCAGGGUUGGGCUCAAUUCCAUUUAAAUACUCCAAUGGUGUGUAAUGUUAGAGGGCCUACCAGGGUUGGGCUCAAUUCCAUUUAAAUACUCCAAUGGUGUGUAAUGUUAGAGGGCCUACCAGGGUUGGGCUCAAUUCCAUUUAAAUACUCCAAUGGUGUGUAAUGUUAGAGGGCCUACCAGGGUUGGGCUCAAUUCCAUUUAAAUACUCCAAUGGUGUGUA
This is a messenger RNA of Oncorhynchus keta (chum salmon), 7285 nucleotides long. RefSeq names its product fibroblast growth factor receptor substrate 2-like. The record is from RefSeq and is a predicted model, not a curated record. Bases 1685 to 3706 code for a protein of 673 amino acids. The transcript has 6 exons. Gene Ontology annotation, biological process: cell surface receptor protein tyrosine kinase signaling pathway. Lineage: Eukaryota; Metazoa; Chordata; Actinopteri; Salmoniformes; Salmonidae. Gene Ontology annotation, cellular component: cytoplasm; cell-cell junction.